This is a messenger RNA of Aspergillus aculeatus ATCC 16872, 1097 nucleotides long. RefSeq lists its product as uncharacterized. The coding region runs from base 87 to 878 and encodes 263 amino acids. Lineage: Eukaryota; Fungi; Ascomycota; Eurotiomycetes; Eurotiales; Aspergillaceae. The transcript is spliced from 3 exons. The record is from RefSeq and is a predicted model, not a curated record. Gene Ontology annotation, cellular component: extrinsic component of endoplasmic reticulum membrane; Vma12-Vma22 assembly complex. Gene Ontology annotation, biological process: vacuolar proton-transporting V-type ATPase complex assembly.
GUCAUAUUGAAAAUCAACUGCUGAUCGGCGCUCUACUCUGCUAUCUGGCUCACGGCUGAUCUUCCAUAUCUACUGCGUGUAGCCCAAUGGAGCAGAUCCCGACCCCUCCGGCUUCCCGCCAUGGUUCACCCUCAACGGAGCAUGGCUCCAAUGAAGUGAAGUCUGAACAGCAGCUGGAUCAUCUGCAGAUGCUGGACGAUUUGCUGGAGCGGUACCUUCACCUUUUAGAUCAGCACCAAAAAUUGCAAGCCGACUUGGGUGCCCGGCUGUCCUCGGGGUUCAUUUCCCUCGCGCAGGCGAACUUUACUUGUUCACCUGGGCGCAGAUACGGAGCAGAUUACUACGAUGAGCGCAUGAAGGCGACAAGGAGAGUGAAUCUACAAGAAGCGGCUUCCCACUCAGCUUCAGGGGCCGACUCGACUCCCAGAAAAGAAACUCUGGAGAAGACUUCCUCAACAAGCGGGUUCCAGCAUAGCUUCGCAAUCGAAUCCGUUACUGUCGAGCAGCCCAAGGAGCGAUCCGAGACGGACGACGAAAAUGAAUCCUCUUCAAUGGAAGAUACUGCAGAUGCAGAAGACGAUGGGACCCAAGACGCCGAAGAAAGCACAAGCCAAGCCGCUGCUUCAAACAUGGCUGCUAAUACCCCUCCAGCAGAAGCGGAGACAGAUACGAGGUCGAAGAAAGCGAAGAGGCGUUUUCGAUCGUCGGAUCCGAUCUACUGGUACGGAAUCUUGUUGCCCCUUUCUUUGCGUAGCGCCCAGAAGUCCUUCACCGAAGCUGUCGAGGGUCGGGUCUCGGAAUUGGCCAAUAUUGUUGUUGAGAUGCGCACGGUGGAGCAGCAAAUCAAGAAGGUAAGAAGUGCGAUAGGCCAAGAAUAAGUGAAGAUGUCUUCGCAGGCACAAGCGCAACACGAACGCCGGAAGAUGGAGUCUUUGUAUAUGAACCAGCGAGCUAUGGACAUGUUCUUUAAUGAGCUCUAGAAGACCUCAGCUCCACCUUCCAUCAAUUCUUCGGAAUUGUAGAGACAUUGUCGGAUCUCGCCGGUGGUCAGUCCUGUAGAUAGACCCGAUCUAUUUUUGUAAACAGAUAAUGGAGUC